Molecule: messenger RNA, 1086 nt
Organism: Drosophila simulans
Lineage: Eukaryota; Metazoa; Arthropoda; Insecta; Diptera; Drosophilidae
Exons: 3
Coding region: 43-603 (186 amino acids)
Molecular function (GO): zinc ion binding
Source: RefSeq, a predicted model, not a curated record
AAGCCAUCGUAGGGCGUAACUGGCCCAACAGAAGGGUUUGUAAUGGCCGAGGAGAAGCAUCGCAUGUUAUUCCAAGACCAGGAUCCCGGUCAGGAUCUGCAGAAACAGCGGCCCAUGUCCUUGUCGCCAUCGGAACCGCCUACCUACGAUGAUGCAAUGCAAACGUCUGCGAUUCAGGAGAGUUUUGACUACUCCACCGAUCGUCGAAGAACCUUUUUUGCAGAACCCCAACAUCUAAGGUCCAGGGUGGAGGAGAUGCCAUUGCAGCAAAUGGAGGACGAGGUGAGCGUGCAAUCGGAAGGAUUAGCAAUGCCACCAGUGAGAAAUUUCUUUAUCCUAAGCCCGCAACCCAAACUGGGUAACCAGGCGAUGGACAUCGUGUGCCCAGCUUGUGGUCAACGGGGAGUCACCCGUUUGAAGAGGUCACCUAAUGCUCGGACCAACCUUUGGGCCAUCUACUUGUGCACUUUUGGUUGGUGCUGCUGCGCUUGCUUGUUUCCGUAUCUAUGGAAUGGCUGCCGGACAACGAAUCAUUACUGCUCCGUCUGCGAGAUCUUCCUGGGCGCACAUUAUCCGCGGAGCUGCUGCUGCCGGCGGCUGUAGUCCGGAAAUAUCCAGCAGGAUCGCAGCCCGGAAUCCGGCCGCUAAUUGUGAAAGUUUUCCGUGUGUGCGAAUAAAGCUGAGUGGGCGGCACGCGCUUCUGACCACAAGGACUCGGCGCUUAUUCGCUUGUAAUGAGUAACGCAGUGCCGGACGCGGCCGGAAAUUGUGCGACGUCAAAUCGAAUUGCCUACCUAAGCCCAUCGUCCUGCGUCCUUCGUCCUCAAUGCGCAAUCCACAAUCCUUCCACCACCGGCCAUACACCAUUACCAUUGCCAUGCUCUGAACUGCCCUGCCCUGUCGCCCAAAUGAUGCAUAACUGGCCUAAACAAAUUGCCUCAUCAUCACUCCGUUUCGCACAUCCUGCCACCGAGAGCUGGUUGUUGUGGAUGCUGCUCGUUAUUUGAUACCCUGCAAUAAAGAGAGUAUUCAAUUUAGAUACAGUUACUUAAAUAUAACAAUAAAAUUGUAAAUAUGUCUAAGAAA